AUGUCUGAAUAUGAAAUUUUGAAUCGGGCGCUCUCUUUCCAUACCGCAGUCUCAACAUCUUCCUCCUUUGCUCGCACAUCUCAACAUGCUCGCAAUCGUCCCGAGUUGCAGAAAUUUAAUCAAAUUGGAGAAGGCUUACAAGGUGUGAUCUUUGAACAAGUUGGACAGUCACCUGUUCUGAAAAAAGGAAGACCAGGAAAAGAUGUCAAGUCCUCGAACCUUCGACAUGAGUAUGAGAUGCACUGCGCCGUGUCGACGGCAUUUCAACUCUACAGCCAGUUGGCCAACGACAACAUCCACGUUCCCCAGCCACUGGAGUUUAUUUCCAAGUCCGAGGACGACACGUCGAACAAUGGUCUUCUCGCCCAGCCCGAAAACAAGCACUGCCUUGCACGCCUCUACUUGGGAAGAGCUAAUGGACCAAUCAACCAAGGGAAGUUGUCUUUGAGGAACUUUCCCCUCUACCUGAAGUCAAUGGAAGAUCUUCAUAUGGACGUGAACGAAAUCGCAAGUGCCAUGGGCAAGGCAUACGCGAUGAUGCACUGGGGAGCAGCGGUGACAGGGGAUGAUGUGGAGUACGUGCUCGGGACAUCGGCAAUGCAGGCGGAGACACCAGGCGCAUGCCGCAGCGGUCGAUGA
Molecule: messenger RNA, 639 nt
Organism: Penicillium longicatenatum
Lineage: Eukaryota; Fungi; Ascomycota; Eurotiomycetes; Eurotiales; Aspergillaceae
Exons: 2
Coding region: 1-639 (212 amino acids)
Source: RefSeq, a predicted model, not a curated record